AUGGCUCUAUUUUCUUUAGCUACAGCACCAUUCAUAAUGUUUGCAGGUGUUAUCUUGUAACUGGUUAUUUGGGACAGAACUAAAAGUUCAAGCCAAGCUGGCAAAGACUCAGGUGUCCUGGAUCCAUAUGACAAAUCUAACGCUUUAGUUUCAGAUAUAUUAAUAAACUAUAAGACUGUAAUAAGCUUUGGGCCUAAAAACAUUGACUAACUGAUGCAAAGAUAUGCAAGCUUUCUGGAAGAACCAAUGAAGAAAGGUCACAAGUCAUCUCAUUUAUCAGGUCUAAUGUUUGGUUAUUUCCAAGCUAUAAGAUUUUUCUUCUUUGCAAGCAAUUUCUACUUGUCAACAAUAUUCAUUUACGAUCAGAAUGAUGACCCUGAAUAGACAUACAUAGCAAUUUACACUGUAAUGAUGGCAGCUUUUGCUGCAGGAGGUGCCUUAUCUUUAGUAACAUCAUUUACCAAGUCUAUUCAAGCUGCUAACAAAAUUUUUGGAAUCAUAGAAGAUGAGAGUUUUUAAAAAUCUCCUCUGUACUAAAAAAUUUGUCAUUCAAAAUUCAGCCUGGAAUGA
This is a messenger RNA of Stylonychia lemnae, 570 nucleotides long. NCBI's taxonomy places the organism in Eukaryota, Ciliophora, Spirotrichea, Sporadotrichida, Oxytrichidae. The record is from the annotation of a GenBank genome assembly.